GCAAACCAAGCUUGAUACCCGAGAUCUUUGCCGUCUUUGCUCGCGUGCCUGACUCUGUUCUGAUCUAAACCUGUCUUACACCGCUCUUGCAAUCUCCUUUUUCUCUUGGGUUGUCUUGGGAUUUUACUCCUCUUUGAUGCCAAUGAUGGCAAGUAUGUAUUCUGUCAGACAAAUGCAUGGUGGCCAUGGCGAAAUAUUUGGAAUAUAAAAGGACGUAGGUCUGCCUCUGCUGGAGCAAAACAUACCCCCAGCUUCCAGCCUCCCAUAUACCUUCAUUUUGUAUCGUCACUCGCUUGCUUCUCUUUUCUACUUCCAACAUGAAGUUCACGAGUCUCUCCCUGCUGACUUUGAUGCUACUUGCCACGGUUAGCGCUCUACCUGCCGCUUCCCCCAAAGACCUCGCCCGUCGCAACAUCCCGCUCAAGCCCAGCGAAGACUCCUUCUACUCCAACCCCGCAGGCUUUGAAUCCGCUGCACCGGGCACGAUCCUCAAGAACCGCGACCUGCCUUCGACAAUUGCCACGCUUGGACUUAUUCCCGCCAACAUCAAGUACACGCAGCAGAUCCUCUACCGGACCACGAACGCGCUCGGAGAUCCGGCGGCCGGUGUGGCGACGAUUUUGAUUCCGUAUAACGCGGAUUACACGAAAUUGUUGUCGUACCAGAUUGCCGAGGACGCGGCGAGUAUCAAUUGCUCUCCGUCCUACGCGCUGCAGUUUGCGUCUGACUCUGGCGGUUUCGCGGGCACGAUCGUGACGCAGCUGGAGUGGCUUAUUAUCCAGGGCACGCUUGAGCAAGGAUGGCCGGUUGUGCUGCCGGAUCAUCUGGGCUUGAACGGUACUUUCCUUGCCAACUACGCGAGCGGGAAGCAUGUUCUUGAUGCUGUGCGCGCGACCUUGGCGUCUCAGUCCUUCUCUGGAAUUGAUCCUGAUGCGAAGGUGGCGCUCUGGGGAUACUCGGGUGGAUCGCUUGCUAGCGCGGCAGCCGCUGAAUUGCGAGACACGUAUGCCCCGGAGCUUGACAAUAUCGUCGCUACCGUUCUUGGAGGUCCUGUCCCGGACAUCGAAAACGCGGUCAAGGUCCUCAACAAGGGUAUCUUUGCGGGACUGAUUCCCAACGGUGUUCUUGGACUCGCGAACGCGUAUCCUGCUUUUGCGCCGAUUAUCCAGGAACACUUGCUUCCGAGUAAGAAGGCCGAGUUCAAUACCGCGUACGACACUUGUCUCGGCGCGUCGGCGCUCAGAUUCAUUCUCCACGACUUGUUUGCUUACUUUGACGACUUUGACGCGCUCUUGGCCAUGGAGGAGAUCCAAACUGUCCUGACCGCGAACGACCUUGGCCACGCUAUUCCCACGAUCCCUAUCUACAUGUACAAGUCGAUCCUCGACGAGAUUGACGGGAUUGGCUACACGGACAAGCUCUACAAGACAUACUGCAACGGUGGCGCGAAGGUCAAGUACGUGCGUGACCUGAUUUCCGAGCACGGCACGCUGGCGGCGUUUGGCGCGCCCAAAGCCUUGACAUUCUUGGCGAAGGCGUUCAGAGGCGAGACCGUGGUGACAAAGUGCACAAAGACAAACACGCUGUCGUCGUUGUUGGAUAUCUCGACUGCGACUAUCGUGCCUGAUUUCUUGAAGGAUACGAUUUUGGAUUUGUUGUAUAAGCCGGUUGGACCGUUCUUGAUUGGUUAGAAUGGGAGAUGUGUAAAGUGGGAUUACUUCGUGUUGGAUUGUCAUCUACUUCUUAAAAUGCCCACUUUCGAGUGCAAAUUGUUCAGUGUCUCAUUCACUAGAUGCCCGAAUCAAUAAAUUACCGUAAUAACUAUAAUAUUAACCACCUGAAGAAUGUUUAGUCUGAUUGUUGAGGGUUUUCUUUAAUUUCUUUGCUUUCACCAUUCUUUCACAUGUCUUUUGAUGUCUUGAAAGCAGAGUGUUGGGUGUACGAUUUUGUCUGUCUUCUUUCUUUAAAAGGAGACGAAGAC
This is a messenger RNA of Myxozyma melibiosi, 1981 nucleotides long. Its product is annotated as secretory lipase family protein. The transcript has a single exon. The coding region runs from base 318 to 1691 and encodes 457 amino acids. Lineage: Eukaryota; Fungi; Ascomycota; Lipomycetes; Lipomycetales; Lipomycetaceae. The record is from RefSeq and is a predicted model, not a curated record. Gene Ontology annotation, molecular function: triacylglycerol lipase activity. Gene Ontology annotation, biological process: lipid catabolic process.